Porites evermanni is the source of this 9771-nucleotide messenger RNA. The record is from the annotation of a GenBank genome assembly. NCBI's taxonomy places the organism in Eukaryota, Metazoa, Cnidaria, Anthozoa, Scleractinia, Poritidae.
AUAAUAGUUGCUAUUGUCAUAAAACGUGAUGGAAAAAGGCCUGUUUGACAUACAUCAAUGCUCUCGGAAAACUUCUGUUUUACCGCUUAAAAACUCAUUUGUGUUUUCUAUAUGACAUGCCAGCACUUCAGGAUUUUUGAACUUCAAGAAUCUUUGUCAGUUUACAUACGCCAUUAGACUGCUUACAAUAUCGAAUCGGCUUUAUGUUUGGUAAAUAGACAGCGCAUCCAAGACGUCGGCGUAUUAAGCCUAUUCGGAAGUUCUUGUAUGCAUUAACACAAGGAAAAUCAAAGGAGCACUGCUUCAUUAUUCAUUGUGGGAACAUCAACAGCCAAGAGAAGCCAACUUAUUAGAGAGGGUCGAUUAACUUAAAGUGAACAGGGAAUUUUUAAAUGCCGAACAAGUAAGUAUUUAGUACUAAUGUUAUGAACUAAGGAUAUUAGAGUCGAAGUUGAAGUGUGCCGGCUUUAGCUAUGAAGUGGUCAUUUGACAACACACACACCAGCCUAAGUUUCACUGUGAACAACAAAUCUUCUCCAAAGUUAUCAUUCAGUGUUGUUUGGUGCGUUUUAUUAACUUGGGGUAUUUUGCUUAUAACAUAAUCAAACGUAAACAGGUGUUGUAGGCGUGAGUGAUCAAAAAGGCAAAGCGAUGAAACACCCAUGAUAUUUAACUUCAAACAAGUUGUGAUUUUCUACCAUGCUCAAUCCUUUGUGAAACUAUGACAAGGAUUCUAGAAAAUGACUGUCUGUAUAAACAAUGGCCAGCCAUAAUUAAGGCCAUUUCGAAAAGCUAUUUAUAAUUAAAGAGAAGCCGAUCUUUUACAUUGAAUUACUUGGUUAUUGAAUACUUUUUUUCUGAAGUCAAAACAUUCACAACGGCACUUGUCAGUUCGCAACAUCCUACCGGUAAAAGCCUAUUUGGAAAAUUCACGCGAAAACAAAACCAGUUGCCGACCGCCAUUCUACCCCAUACUGAGACGUUCUAUAUUUUACCAAUGAUCUGUAAAAACAGUGUUUAUAUAUUCAUCGCUAUGUUGAGUCAGAAUUCUAUGAUGCUCACUCAGCUAUACAAAGUAGUAUUAAGCUUUUCGAUAGAAUGUUUACUUCAUAAAUUAAGCACGUUUGAGUUUCACUGUGUUAAAAGACGCACGCGCCUUUUACCCUUGUUGUUCCGUACUCUCGCCCCUUUGUCCUCGUCCGCAUAUUCCCCAGCGAACACUUCUCCUUCUUUUAACGAUUAUCAAACUUUGAACAUUUUCAAAUGUUUGAAAUUACUGAAAUAGGGGAUAAUUUUGUUUAACUAUUACACUCGGGUUUUUCUUAUUACGCUCUGAAUGAGCACAUUUGAAAGAACAUCUCAACCACCUCGUAACUUAGCAAAACAAUCACAAGUAACGCUUUUAUCUCCGAAAACAAUUAAUAUCGAUCCACGUAACUUCCUGAAUUUGGGACAUUUCUUGAAUGGCACGCCGUACGUUUUCUUUCCUUUUAUAAAUAUCAAAAAGGCCGACGAAUCGUCACCAGUCGAUCAAUCAAGUGGUUUUAAAGUGGACAAAUACAAUUGGUUAAAAGUUUCAUAGAGUGCUAUCUGUCUUCAUAUACCCAAUAAGCUAUCAUCAAUCCAGCACUACUAUAGGAUAUUUAAUGACUCCAUCGGCUAUACUGGCUUACGUAUCGGGUUUGUUUACACUAUUGUUUCACGUGACGGGAAGGUUGUAAUUAAAGACCGCCAUUUUUUUUUCACAGUUGAUGCAAAAUUCCGAUGUUUGUAUUGAACAAGUUUUAUUGAUUGUUUUCUAACGUCAUAAACUUGAGGUACUUUGUGUAAGAAAAGUGGAUUAGUUAAGAAACGAGGCAAAUAUUCUUUAAUUUAACGAAUUUACGUUGGAAUUAAGGCUAAUCAAAACGUUUGGAUUAGAGCUUAACCGUGACUUUUUCAGUAAUCUUCCGACAACUUUGUGAUUUGAGGGUUUUAUAUUAAUAAAUCCUUUGUUGUGACUAACAUUUUAUGGUCUUUUUUCGUUACAUUGCUUGGCGUUGUUUGAAAACUUGUCAAGCAGGAGGUAGAACUUCUGAAAACUUCAGGCUAAAAAGUUAUUUAAAAAUGACAUCUUGACCUGAAUUCUACUGUCUAUGCACAUAAGUUUUGGUCAUUAUUUCAAAUCAACAAGUCAUUGAAUUAAAUUUAAUUUGCAUCUGUGACUUGGUGCUAAUUUGUUUUGUUCUCUUACUUCAUUUCUACUGGCUAUCUUUGGAGAACAAAACGACACAUCAUAAACAUACAUAUAUAAUAGUUGCUAUUGUCAUAAAACGUGAUGGAAAAAGGCCUGUUUGACAUACAUCAAUGCUCUCGGAAAACUUCUGUUUUACCGCUUAAAAACUCAUUUGUGUUUUCUAUAUGACAUGCCAGCACUUCAGGAUUUUUGAACUUCAAGAAUCUUUGUCAGUUUACAUACGCCAUUAGACUGCUUACAAUAUCGAAUCGGCUUUAUGUUUGGUAAAUAGACAGCGCAUCCAAGACGUCGGCGUAUUAAGCCUAUUCGGAAGUUCUUGUAUGCAUUAACACAAGGAAAAUCAAAGGAGCACUGCUUCAUUAUUCAUUGUGGGAACAUCAACAGCCAAGAGAAGCCAACUUAUUAGAGAGGGUCGAUUAACUUAAAGUGAACAGGGAAUUUUUAAAUGCCGAACAAGUAAGUAUUUAGUACUAAUGUUAUGAACUAAGGAUAUUAGAGUCGAAGUUGAAGUGUGCCGGCUUUAGCUAUGAAGUGGUCAUUUGACAACACACACACCAGCCUAAGUUUCACUGUGAACAACAAAUCUUCUCCAAAGUUAUCAUUCAGUGUUGUUUGGUGCGUUUUAUUAACUUGGGGUAUUUUGCUUAUAACAUAAUCAAACGUAAACAGGUGUUGUAGGCGUGAGUGAUCAAAAAGGCAAAGCGAUGAAACACCCAUGAUAUUUAACUUCAAACAAGUUGUGAUUUUCUACCAUGCUCAAUCCUUUGUGAAACUAUGACAAGGAUUCUAGAAAAUGACUGUCUGUAUAAACAAUGGCCAGCCAUAAUUAAGGCCAUUUCGAAAAGCUAUUUAUAAUUAAAGAGAAGCCGAUCUUUUACAUUGAAUUACUUGGUUAUUGAAUACUUUUUUUCUGAAGUCAAAACAUUCACAACGGCACUUGUCAGUUCGCAACAUCCUACCGGUAAAAGCCUAUUUGGAAAAUUCACGCGAAAACAAAACCAGUUGCCGACCGCCAUUCUACCCCAUACUGAGACGUUCUAUAUUUUACCAAUGAUCUGUAAAAACAGUGUUUAUAUAUUCAUCGCUAUGUUGAGUCAGAAUUCUAUGAUGCUCACUCAGCUAUACAAAGUAGUAUUAAGCUUUUCGAUAGAAUGUUUACUUCAUAAAUUAAGCACGUUUGAGUUUCACUGUGUUAAAAGACGCACGCGCCUUUUCCAAUGUGGUUCCCGCAUGGUUAAGCGGUUUGAAAGAUGGAAAGUGAAACCAGCGGUUCCUUUGCUGCGCAAAAGGAUGCUAAUCGAUGGCUAAUUGCUCGUUCUGGCCCAGUGUGCGAGAACUAAUUGCCAAUGACGUCUCUGUUUACACAAGGAUCGCUUAAGUAGGCGAUAAAAAUAGAGACAUCUUAAAGAAUAUUGGAAGCCAGGGCGAAACUGAGCAACUGCAUGAACCGACAUAGACGAAUGAUUGAUGUAAAGAACAAAUUAGCGAAAAAACAAAAAGGGUUGAUCAUACUGUUCCCCUAUUAUAUCUUAUUAAUUUUUUCGUUUUGUCUCUUCUUUUUCCUUUUUUCCCCGUUUUCCAUUUCUAACAAUUCCCAAAAAACAUGAGCUAAGUUUAAAAAAAGUUACAGUAUAAUUGCUUCAUAUAAUGGUUAACCAUUCCUUGAGACGGUCCAGUCUAACCUAGAUAGGUUCUAAGUUCAUGGCGGAAGAAACUUAUAAUUACUUCAACGACGUUUGUACACUUCAGAAAACUUUGUAAAAUGCAUGAAAGCUCAAACUUUUGCUCUUAUGUCGACGUUUCGUUAUCAAACAGCAAAACAAUGAUUUAACGUCGACAAAUCAGUUCCAGCGUUUUUAAAUCAGUUUUAAACCAGUCAUGGUAGCUGUAAAUAUAGUGACAAUGAGAAAUGGCCUGAGGCUCUAAAUAGUGAUUAGUUUCGAAGCACAUACAAAAGCUAAAAACGUGACCCCCUCCCCCGCCUGAGGCAACAUUAAAUUAGUAGAUAAGUUCCUUUAGAGACUACCCUGCGAGCAGUGGUUUCUCCAGACCGCCUGCUACGGGAGAGUAGCGUCCGGCCUGGAGAAACCACUGCUCGCAGGGUAUUUAGAGACAUCAAAUUUAGAUAACCCUUCAACUCACAAGACCACCUUCUCAGCAAGCACAAAUUCCCCCUGGAAUUUGUCUGCUGAAUAUUGAAUCAAUCGAGGGGAAUUCUUUAAAAAACAACUAAGCGAACUUUUUCCCUUAUAAAGAAAUCUUAUAAUUUUCUUUCCCCCCUUUCUCUUUUCAAUGUCAUUUUCGCAAUCAAACAAAAUGAGCUAAGCAUUAAAUUCGUAACAAGUGCUCCCGUGCGAGUUUACGUUGAGAAAGUUGGCCCGCUUUCUCAUGACUUAUCUUAGGUUUUGCUUUCAUUGAAGACUUAAACGGAUUUAAAUUGUUUGAAAGGAGCUUUAUCACGACCUUUUGGUUCGAUUUUGGUAUUAAUGCAGAACCUUAAAAUCGCAUUGGAAAUCAACGAAAACCCUGAAAUAGUGGGCCAACGUUUUCAAGGUUAAACUCCCGCCCGUGUCGAAAAUAUGACCGAACACCAUUUAUGCACUGUUUCCCUGUUUUCCCUUUGACGGAAUCAUUUGAUAUUUCUUUUAUUUUAAUAUACGAACUGAGAUGACUGAGAAUCACCCUAGUCUUAUAAAUUUCAGCUCACCUUAAACAGAGUUGUGAAACUGACCAUAACAUAACCCUUUUAAAAAGCAGUACGCUCCAGUGUUCUUUUUAAUUAUUAUUAUUAUUUUUUUUUUUUUUUAAAUUUAAAAAGUAAUAAUUUUAUUCAACUUUUAAAAAUAUGUACAAAAUUUACAGAAAUACUUGGAGCAAGAAUCAAGCACUAUAUAACAUUAAGAAUAGUAUAAAUAAUAAAAAUAGCAGUCACUGUGUAAAUAACGAUUUCACAAAUACAUUCCUUGCGGCUCAGAUGAGGUCACUUGACUCCCGCAGGCAGUCCAGAGUUUUAAAUUAAGUCAUUACCAAUCCGUCUCUGAUAUUAAAAAGAAAACAAGUUAAAAAGAAUAAAAAUCUCGUAUUCCUAAAUUCCUAUUUCUUUAAAAAAAGUUACCGUAAUUCGGGCAGGUCUAAUAUUAUCAAUCUGUAGGUCUGAGUCAACAAAGUCUAGCUGUCUUCUUCUGGAUCUUGAGCCUUUCAAGCAUAGUAUCGCAGAUUAGUAUCGUUAUUAUUAUUCUAUUAAUUUGUUAAUUUAUUUCUAUUUUUAAGGGAAACUUGGUUAACUGAUCAUUCAUGUUAAAUACUCAAUCUCUCUUCUCCGGCGCGCAGAGGACUCUAUUUGCCGCUAGGAGACUAUAGAGAGUGGGAAAGAGACACUUUCUUUUCUUGUACUACAAUAGACCUUUUUACCGAUACGGCGGCCAUAUUGAAUUAAUUCGAUUUAAGGAGUAUUAAGGGUAUGAGCACAUUUCCUUUGUAUUUUCGAGCGCUUUUCGGGACAUUUUUUCUUAAAGUUUUCUUAGAUGAAGAUUGUAAUGGGGAAAAAGAUCCUUGUGCCGUGUUUGGAUGUAAUAAUGAUAGUCUUUUUCUAGUUUAGUAUUAGAAUCAUGGUCUUUCACUGUAUAUUUCUCGGGAAAAAGGCGAUCCGAUUAUUACAUCCAAACACGGCACAAGGAUCUUUUUUCCAAUUACAAUCUUAUUCUGAGAAAACUUUCUGAAAAGAUGUCCCGAAAAGCGCUCGAAAAUGUGCUUAAAUCGAAUUAAUUCAAUAUGGCGGCCGUAUCGGUUAAAAUGUCAAUUGGCCAUUUCCCGGCUGCUCCAAGCCUCUGUUUCAAAGCGAGGCUAAAUGCGAAGGUACUGAUAUGAAAAUGAUUUUUCAUUUUCAUUCAAAUAAAACUCAUCUUUACAAGAAAGGUUUUGCUCUUAACCUGGUUUUGAAAGUGAGAGUUUUUGCCACUCGGAAAUGGUAUAUUAAGUCUGUGCGGGAUUCAAUCCGAAAAAAGAUAAAAAAAAGUUGUAACGAAGAACGUCGAGGCUACGUUAGCCAAAGAGCUAAAAUGACGUAAAACACAAUGAAUUUUGAGUACCAGGAAGUAUUCUUGUAAUUGGCGCAAAGUUAAUAAAAAUUGGCACGAGAAAUCGAUGCAAUUAAUAAAUAAAUAAUAAUAUUAAAUUUUCAUGGCAAAGCAUUCAAAUGAAACAAAUACCAUUGAUGUAUUAGUUUAAUUUAGCAGUCAUCAAGAGUAGUGUAUCGUUAUGAUCAUGAAGCUAACGCGAGGGUGAAAUCGCUGACCUCAAAAAGACUGCUGGACUUUAUCGGGGCAAAAUGGUUUUUAAGAGGCUCUGACACUUUCGUAUUCGGUUGAGAGCUUUACACGUUAGAAAUAUUUAUUCGACGCCAGAAAUAUCUUCAUUUGUAUCGGACACUGAGAAAUCGAGCUGUAUUGGGCAGUCUAAUGUGUGCAGGUCGAAGCGCCGAGUCUGUUUUGUGCUUAGGUGGGAAAGAUUUCAUUAAAAAGAUAGCUAACACUGAAAAUGUGUGAACGAAAACUACAACUUAGCUAAUUUUCGAACACAUUUAUUUUAUUGGUAAUAUCUCGUAUAGAUGCCAUGAAAGUGUAGUUUGAUCAGUGUUGUGUACGUAGAACUAUUUUAGUCGUCCGAAAUGUAAUCAAACACGACAUUGGACUGCGAUUGUUAUUUUUGUUUCUGAAAAUGCCUGGAUCGCGCGAGAUCCGCUACACUAUAUAGCCAGAGGGUAUUAUAAUAGCUAUUUUUGAUAUAAAAAUAGAGACUUCUGGUUUUGGGGGCCUACCAAAUUGACAGUUACUAUCUUAUAUCAGAAGACUUGUUAAAUUAGCAACACUUUAGCCAGUAGGAACGUUACAACCGCUAUAUUGAACUGUUAUCGGCAUUUUUAUUCAUUGGUGAUCGCAGGAUGCUUGCGAGAAUGUAUUCGAUCACGCAUGCCAAAAGCUAAGAAGUUGUGAAAUCAUUUUGCCGUCUUUCUCAAACUGCAAAUGAACGGAAGGCGUCAGGGAAGCUUUAAUACCAAGGCUGUGUCGAGGUACCAAUUUUAAUGGAGUUUUUCUUUACGUUAACACCGUUAUUGAGGUAUAAACUCAAACGUCUCAACACUAGUCAACGCCUUGUUAGUUUUUUCCAAAGGAACUAAAGGUAUUGUUUAGACAGCGAACAUGGACAUUAACUGAACAGAAUGAUUGAAUUGUCAGCUAUUUUAAUGGAAUAACAUUGUCUAUUUGCAUGAAGAGGUUUCGUCGGUUUCUAUUUUAGUGUUGCGUCAGUGGCGACGUUUUACAAUAAACUGAAUUUUGUGUUACCAACUAGGUUGAUACGAAAGUUUACUGAUAGUUAAAUUACCCCCGAGAAAAGAUUGAGAAGAUAACGCGCUUCGCAUAGCAUUUCGUGAUAGCGAAUCUUCAGAGCGAAGGUUUUUCUGCUCAUUGAAACUUUCUUCCGCUUCGAAAACUGGCCGGCCAUGAUCGACUUUUCUUCCUUUUUGCAAAAUUUAAAGAAAAAAAGAAACCGUGAAAAAGUUCCUCGAUAGUGUAGCCAUGGUAACCAUCUCCAGUGGUAGAUGCAUCAGUUAUUUUAGUUCUAAAGUAUCCACAUCACACUUGUUAAACUCAAUACAAUAUGGAAUAUCUCUUCAAUGUGUUGGUUAAAGGUUACAUUUUUAUGGCGUCUGUGAGCGACAAUAGAGCGAUAGAAUGUAUAUUAUGCCAUUUCACAGGUUUUCCGACUCGAUAAUGAUAAUGGUAUUAUACAUAAACCAAUUAGCAGACAAUUUUCUUGUAGAUAGUUUUGUUUAUCAAAAGCAACAACUUACCAUUAAAGAUAGACGAUAAGAUCGAACGACGUUUCGGUGUCGUUCAGCUGAUAGUGUUUUUUUUUUGACAGGUUUGAUCUAAAUGUUUUGAACAUGAACAUGCAUAUGGGGUCAUGGCGACUCCAAAACCUCUUUCGAUUUAUAGCUGAUUUAAACGAAAAUCCUUAAAUAAACAGAUCUUUAUACUAUACGUUUCUGGGAAGCUGUCCACCUACCCCUCCCCUAAGCCAAGAUUAGCACCUACUUCUCACUUAGCAUCCACUUAAACUUGCUUGGGUAACAACUUAACAACAACAGUAAGACUUGAGGAUGGCUGGGCCGUGUGGUACUGUAGGUUCAGGAACAACCAUCCUUUGCUUUCAACUGAUUAUAAUAAUCGGUGUAAAUGAUUCCUUCCUCUAUCGCUAACUAACUUGAACGUUGAAAGUAAUAAUUAAAGCUAAUUGAUCGUUAAUAAAUUCUUUUUGCGUAUUAUCUUUACAGGGAAUAGAAAAGUCUUGUUUCUGCAGAUUAACCUAAAUUUGCAAUGGAAGGCAACAUCGUAGAAGAACAUGGAUAUAUUAAUAAUCAUAGUGAUUCAUCUUUCAUCAACGACCAUGAAGAGUACUCUGAUUAUGAUGACGACACAGGAUCGGAAUGCAGCUGUUCCACGUGCUCAACGUGUUCCACGUGCUCAACGUUCGAAGAGGACGAACUAGAGCCUGGGGAGAGUUAUGACGAGGAAGAUCUGCAAUGUCCCGAAUGUGAACAUGAGAUGCAAAAAGAAAUUCACUAUUGUCAUAGUGAUACUGACUCAUUAGACAAAACUCAACUACAGGACAACGAGUUUCACUUUGCAGGGAAAAACGGUUUUACAAGCGAAGAUCAAUUUGUUUUCGAUAAGUUUGCUGAGGUAAUGGUAUUAAGUUCGGACGAUGCGCAGUUUAAAAAUGGUGGGUACCUAAUGAAUGGCGAGAAAAACUCCAAUGAAAUUCUCCUAGGUGGCAAACAAAGGAAAAAGAAAGUUCACUUUAUGGAUUCUUCGUCAUCUUCUGAUGACGUAGCUUAUGACGUAGCUCAAGCUGAAGCUUACUCUAUUUCCAGUCUUUCGGACAGCAGUACGAGCGGCUCAUACCCAGAUUGCAUUCAGCCUCUUCAAAACGGCCACAAUUAUCAUCACAUACUAAAGAAUAAUCAAGAGCAUAAGGAGCACAAAGGAGAUCUGUCAGAAGGCGAACUGGAAAGGGAAUAUAAUCGGUUAAGAGCUGUUUUUAAAACGAUUGAUCCUUUGAAACUUCAUGGUAUUCUUAAACACAGUCUAAAAACAAAAGACUCUGACGUCAUCAUGGCUUUGGGAACAUUACUUCCGAAAAGCAAGUUUACCGCUGACACUGUUCAUUGCGUUCGCUGUCACAAGGAAUAUGAUCCACACUACGGAAGAAAACGGUGUGUUCUUUAUCACCCCGAAAAAGACGUUUGGAAAGCGUCCCAGAAUUCUGAAGGAGCUACUUUUAACUGUAGUUUGUGUUCGACCACGUUUACAAUGAAAGGAACCUGGGAGUAUAAAUUGAGUCAUGCGUCCGAACAGAAUUGUGGGAUUUGUUUUGAUGGCGUUCACACACCUGAUCCAAGUUACGUUAAUUACCAGCCCUCUGGCGCGGCUCAGUGUUGUGAAGAUAAAGGCUGCAUAGUAUUUUAUGUAUAG